GUUAAGUUGCAUCAGGUACUGAAAAACUAAGUGUACACGUGUUUGACGUGAAUCGUGUUCAUGUUAGUGUUGUUUAUAUUUUGACAGAUUGUAUAGUUCUUAGAGUAAAUAAGUUAACGUGUUUUGACAUCUGAAGUAAUGAAAUUUAAAAGUUGCAAUAUGUGUGGGUUGGCUGCCAUGGGAAUGGUGUUUGCUGUGCUAGUGGGGGUGCAAGGCCAGCGGGUGGCCCCCGGAGUGCCACCUCAGCACUACCAACAGCCGCCGCCGCCACCCCAGCACCAGGUGCCCAUGCAGCAGCAAGUGCCCAUGCAGCAGCAACACGUACCGAUACAGCAACAGCAGCACGUCCCGAUACAGCAGCAAGUACCCAUGCAGCAACAAGUACCCAUGCAGCAACAAGUACCCAUGCAGCAACAAGUGCCCAUGCAGCAACAAGUACCCAUGCAGCAGCACGUCCCGAUGCAGCAACAGCAGGCCCACCACGGCCACCACCCGCAGGGCCAGCCCCUCCUCAAUGCUGCCAACAUCGCACAGGAGAAGCAGCACAUCCAGGAGCACAUGGAGGUGCCGAUAGACACGAGCAAGAUGUCUGAGCAGGAGCUGCAGUUCCAUUACUUCAAGAUGCACGAUGCCGACAACAACAACAAGCUCGAUGGCAGUGAGCUUAUCAAGUCCCUCAUCCACUGGCACGAUGGGGAAGAUAAUGAAAAAAGGACUGAGUACGUCGAUGAAACUUUGGCCGAAAUCGUUGAUGCUUUCCUCCAGAGAAGUGACUUGAACAAUGAUGGAUACGUGGACUAUUCAGAAAUGAAGGCAACCGUAGAACAACAGAACUGAGAAACUUUUUUUUUUCCUACGCUUCAAGUUCAUCAAAGUGUCAUUUUUCGGGACAGGUGUUCAGCAUUCCACAUGGUUACUUUGUCUCAGGGUUAACUUCUUAAUUUUUGUUCCUGCAAAAUGAACAGCAAAAAAAAGGAGGGGGUGAUUGGGGUGUGUUUUCUAUUCUUAUGUUUGUCUUGUUACAGUGUAUUUUGAAGUAAUUGUAUGAAAUACAUAUUGUUAUUAACAUGUAUGAACCAUGGAGCCAGUGGUAUUACAUGUUCACUUUGCAUUUGUGACCUAUUGUUGUUGCAAGUCUCUUGACUAAUUUGUUUUUAUGAUUGAUAGUGCUCAUGUGUUUAAUGUAAAACUGAAUUUGGAUGUGCAAAGGAAAAAAAAAAUUAUCUUUAAAAGAA
This is a messenger RNA of Bacillus rossius redtenbacheri, 1235 nucleotides long. Its product is annotated as multiple coagulation factor deficiency protein 2 homolog. The record is from RefSeq and is a predicted model, not a curated record. Gene Ontology annotation, molecular function: calcium ion binding. The coding region runs from base 139 to 837 and encodes 232 amino acids. NCBI's taxonomy places the organism in Eukaryota, Metazoa, Arthropoda, Insecta, Phasmatodea, Bacillidae. The transcript is spliced from 5 exons.